Molecule: messenger RNA, 127 nt
Organism: Entrophospora candida
Lineage: Eukaryota; Fungi; Glomeromycota; Glomeromycetes; Entrophosporales; Entrophosporaceae
Source: the annotation of a GenBank genome assembly
UGAUUUUGAUGAAUUUUUGAAAGAAGGAUGGGCAUUAAAGGAUAAUCAAAAAUUUGGAAGCAAAGGAGCUGGAGAAGGUGAAAUAGGUCAAGAAUCAAUUCCAAAAGUAGAAUCUAUACAAAGUUGA